AGACGUCUGACUGCUUUUCAUCUGAACCUAGUACUAUCAAAGUAGUUCCUUCGUUGUGUAGGACUUCAGGCAGGCGCAGUACCAUGGCGACUAUGGUUAUAAACCAGCCACAGGCUGGCGGUGCGCAGCAGCCGAUCGCUGUGGCAGCUACGAAUGUAACCAUGGUCCCAGCCACUGUUGCCCAGCCUGAAGCACCCGCUGGAGCACCCGCACCUCAAGCAGUGGCUCAGACUCCGACUGCGGCAACCAAGCCACCCGCAGAGCGUCCGACACUGGAGAGCGCCUUGGAACAUCAAGAGUUGUGCAAAGUCCGGAAGGUGCAGAGCUCCUUCGAGGCUGUUCGGCGCAUGGCAAAUCAGAAUGGACUUGAUCUCCCAAAACAGCUAGCUGACAUGGGAUUUGCAAGGUGAGACAUUAGAAGUUAUUUGAAGUGGUGAGCUUUUUUUUGUGCUUUUGGUUCUCUUAUUAUCGAAAAAACUGCGAGCGACGCCGACGUCUGUUGAGUCUGUGUAGCCUUACGCAGACACGAAUUGAAAUCAUUUUUUGACUUGGCAUGCGCAUGGUGCUCUAUGAAUUGAUAUCUUCCACUACAUCAAUAUCAAAUAAGUUAUUUGAAAUAACUAUUUAUUACAGGUUUGAAGAUUUUAUUCUUCAAUGUGAUAAAUUUAUGAUGGGAUGUAGUCCCAUGGCAUUCUGCGAACUUGGUCCGGGGAUGGUGUUAUACUUUGACUUCUUGAAGUACCUGAUCUUCUUGUCGAUUUUCAUCCUGAUGUUCUACGCUCCCGCAAUGUUCGGCGCAUUCCAAUGCCACAAGAAUCGGGAUGAUUAUCUGGCAUUGUGGAGUCCCGGGGAUCCGAUGGUCAAUAGCAAUUUCUGCUCCAUGGGGAACGCAGGACCAGGUGGACUCGACAAGGCGUGGGUUGUUUGGUUACUUAUCUUUCUGCUGCUCCUACUGAACAUCUCCACGGGAAUCUACGGAGUUAUGAAAAGCCAUACUAGCUUACCGCACAGUAGAUGACACCUAUUUAGACCUGCAUACAUAUAACUAAAGGAUGUGGCCCCCGACGAGGCAUCGAUCAGCAAAAUUAGUUGUACUAGUUGCUGACCAGUAACCACUACUGCUUGACGCCGCAGCAGCUGCAGUUCUCACUGUGAUACUCCAGCAAAUAUUUUUGAUGUCGGUCUUCGUCUUGUUAGUCAUCGUCUAAGCAACCACGGCAGAAGCGUAUUGACGCGCGAUGUGAUGCCGCAUCCGUGCAUCCGAACGAUUAUGCAGUUUUCGUAGAUAAUUUGCCGCGAAGCGGUCCGGAGGGGUGUGAGGAAGACCGCAUCAAAGCCUAUUUCGAAGACAAUGCUGUCGACCGAGAUUGGCUUUGUUCAUCUUUCCCACUGCGGGGCAGUAGUAUGGAUGGUUGUAAUUAUAUUAAAACUCGAAGUUUAUUGAUGGAGAACAGAUAUCAGGAUUGUUGUUAGGGGAGGAGGGGCGAACGAUUGAUUUACAUAGAACCGGAAAGACAAUAGACUUUUUUCGAACCACAACUUUCCUUCUAGAAGUCGGCUCUAGAAGUAGGUGCAGCUGCAGUUGUAUUUGGUAGAACUUUUUUAUCCCAUGGCAAGUCCAAGUACUCUAUUUUUUAUACUGCUGGGAAACGGCGGAAGAUCCAUUGAUAUUGAUGCCUACCCCAACGGCCCUUUCUCGUUUCAUUCUUUACACUGGUAAAGUAGAGGUUGCGAAAGUGGUUAUCGCAUGGGACAUCGGAGUGUUUGCGUCAUACACCCAAAAACAGCGCCAGCUCGGACAGGCUUACUGGAAGUUGUUGAAUCAAGGCGUGGACAAGGAUGAUCCUCGCGCUGUCGCACUAAAACACCAGUUCCAACAGGUCACAGACGAGUUGAAGCAGAGCCAGAUGGCCCACAAUCUCAGGGGAAGUGGCGUCGCCAUUGUAGUCUUUGCGGAUCAACGUGUCCACCGACAAUGCCUAGAGAAGUGGGAACGUUCGAUUUUGCUCAGAUUCGCAAAAUUUUUGGAAGACUGGUGCGCUGCGCCCGAUUGCUUGUUAUGGAUGAACACGUCGUCUGGGCCUGUAACUGUAUCAUGUUUGUUCCCUCUUAGUCUUACUUUGACUUUGUCCUGAAAUAAAACAUCUCGUCAUGAUAAUCUCACAUCUUUGAAAUACAUCACGGGUAUAUGUUGAGAAUGAUCAUGAGCCAACUACAGGCACCCGCACCAGCCGCUCACAAACUUCUUUGCAUCUUGGAAGCAGCAAGAAGCCCAACCAUAUCCAUUUCUCAUAAUAUUCUAACUUCGAUCUUGUUCCUCGCUUGGCUGAAGGGUGCGCCGCUCUACGGAGGAAGAUUACUUACUGUCCAACGUGCGCCUAAUCCAUCGGAUGUGAAUUGGGAAGACCUGGGGCGAAGUGCAUGGGAAACAAGCCUUCAAAGAUAUCAACUUUACAGCGUGAUGGCUGUGCUAAUCGGUAUUUGCUUUGCGUGCACCUUUGGCUUGCACCUCUGGGGCGAGGAUCUGAAGGAGAACUCUUCGUCUUAAGGAAUGCGGCUUACUUUGUUUUUGCUUUCGUUUGAGUCUACCUCGUCAGGUUGCCUUGGUUUCUUUUGCUCUUCGGAAGUAAGUUCAAAUUAUAGCGCUUAAUCUCGAUAGGAUUUUUUCGUGAUGAACCGAUAUUCUCAUCUCUAAUGGCGCGGGGGCGGGACGGCAUUAAGCAUCAUUCCAGCGCUAGUGGUUGCUCUUUUGAAUGCUGUGCUGCUCUAUGCGUCUAGAGAGCUCACUCAGCAUGAGUAUCACCAGACCAAAACAAGCGAGGACGGGUACUGAUCAUAGGCGAAGACCAUGUAAAAAUAUUCUAUUAUACCAUAAGGAUACUCUUUCCUGCUUCUAAGUCUAAUCAAGAAAGUAAUACUCUUUGGGAGUCUAAUAAUUAUAUCAAUAUCUCUACUCAUCUUCCUGUUGAGUGUCAGUGAGAAGAAAUAGUCUAGCUCUAGUCCUCCUAUCUCUUCUCGUUGAACCUCACAUUUUGUAGGUCCACAACGAUCAAGAUGACUGCCGCGAUGGUGAUCAACACAUCGUUCAUUCAGAUUAUCAUUCAUCGAGACCCUGCAGACUGGUUUCUCAGCGAGAACGGACUUGCGAUUGGCAUGUGCAUAAUGAUCGCGAUUCACGCUCUCAUCAUGCCUUUCUUUGGAUUUUGCGACUUUGCUUUCUACAUGCGGCAACGCCUUUUCGCAAGCAAAGUAAAUUUCGAGACCACGAAACUCCCAAAAGAUAAAGUCUACGAGUGGUGGACACCAAGCGAGCUCGACCUUCCGCGUCGAUACGCAGUUGCCCUUAAACUCUUUCUCACUUCGUUCUUGAUCAUGUUACGAAACGUACGAAAAUCUUCCUAGCACUCACUGCUGACUAUAGUUACCUUUUGAAACUUUUCAUUUUUCACGAAAGUUUUUUUUACUUUUUCAGUAUGUAUGUCUAUGUAUGCUAGAUAUUUGAGGUCGUCGAUGAGACGAGCUGUUAUAAUAGUUUACAGAGUUUCGAUGUUUUCUAAGCUGGCCAAUUUUCCCGUGGGCAAUGGUGCUGUCUGCAGUGGGCCUCGGACUGCAGUACGCGAUCGACAAGUGGAUGCUGUUGAAUAAGUUGAGCCGGCCCAAGUUCACGAAAAAUGCGCAAAACGCGAUGAACGCGCUCACCGUGAUGCAGUUUUUUAUCGCCGUCUGUGCUCCACUUGUCUUCUUCUUUUUCGUAAAAAGGGCCUUCACUAGCGAUCUCCGGUCCAUGUACGAGGGCCUUACUGUAUUGAUCACCCUCAUCGGCGUAGCAAGCAUAGUGGUUCCACGCCCUGUAUGGCGGCAACUAACAAAAACAUUGCUUGUGUGGCCGGGAACGGUGUGUGAGCAGCUCAUUUUGGGAGAACCGGUCCCAGACACGGCUAUGGACAUCGACUACUACGAAGCACAGUGCAUGUGGGGAGCGGGAAUGAAGUACCACAAGGUGCACCCACUCUACGCGGCACUCCCAGAGGCUGCAAAUCCAGAAAACCUGACACGAGAGAAUCAAAGGGGAAACUCACCGACCCUCGACGUAUUUUCGGGAAAUCAGCAGGCAGUGGCAUCGAGUACAUAAAUUUAGUUUCAGCGAGUUUCAAACUCAAUUUCUUUCGCUCUCAGAUAGACUCGCGAAGAAAAGUUAGUGACAGUCGAUGUGAGGCGCAUACACCUUAUGUGGCUGUCGGUUACUAAAAGAUAAGUCGAACACAGCCGAGAAUCGAAGUCGGGAUUUCAAUAUUUUGAUUCUACUUCCUUGCAAAAACUUGCUGACCCUGCCAUCGAUCUUAUACCUAACUACACAGUAUUUUCUUAUACAGAUCUCAGCAACGUACUUAUGGCGCGGCAGCAGCCUGGUCAGUCGAUGUUCAUGGCCGCUCAACCAGUUAUAAUUCCGACGCAGGGCAUCGGCAUGCACCAGCAGCAGCCAGGUACUAUGGGAAAUCCUUCCUUGGGUGUCUCAACAUCCUCUUACGGAUCCAAUCCGUAUAUGGUGUAUGCGCGAAACUACGGAGGUCCGGGUGGUGCCAUGAUAGGCUUUUCAGGGCGGGGAAGCGGUGGAAGCGCAGUAGUUGGCGACAGGAUGAAUACUAGUGCCGGAUCCGUCGGGUCAGGAUAUGUUGCUCAGCCUGCUCAGCCGAGUUAUCUCGCUCCUCAUGCGGGCGUUACAGUGCCAUCACCCUCGCCUGUAGGAGGAGGUAUGAUGAUGGCCCAGUCCUCGACUGAAGGAGUGGGAGCUGCACAGCUCGGAGGCACUCAACAGAGUGGGCCGUAUUAUGUGAUCGGCACCGGAGGUCAACAAGAGCAACAGCAGCCGGCGAUGAUGUACCAACAGCCAGGCGCACAACAGCCUGUGAUGAUGUACCAGCAGCAACCGGGAAUGCAACCACAAAUGAUAGGUCAACCGAACAUGGGCCAGCCGCAGAUGGCACAGCCACAAGUAGCAGCGCAAGGACAACAAGCUCAUGCAAGCGGCCGGCAUAUUAAUCCGGCUGCUCAAGCCGCAUAUAACCUAGCAGACAAUGCUCGCGGAGUCGCGCAACGAAUCCGUAAUGUCUAUACGAUUCCUUCUUCCUCGGUGCAGACCGUUAGACGAUGAUAACACACUGGAAACGGCUCUCUCUACGUAUACUACAAUUUCCACAUUCGUUUCGCCAGUCCGAUUCCUUUCAGCGCAGAGUGAUUGCUUGUUUAUCGACGUCGUUCUCGGUCUCCGCAUGCAUGACAAAUUGAAUCCUGAAAACCCUAGCUAUCUCGUAGCACUUGAUUCAUGUGCUGUGGAUGAACCAAACGUGAGAAAGCAUAUCUUCGGAUCAUCUGAUCAUCAUUACUGAUGUAGUUGCACAGCCGUGCAGCUGCAGGAGCUUGAACCUAAUUUUAGUACUUUAUUCUGUCG
Amoebophrya sp. A25 is the source of this 5449-nucleotide messenger RNA. NCBI's taxonomy places the organism in Eukaryota, Dinophyceae, Syndiniales, Amoebophryaceae. The record is from the annotation of a GenBank genome assembly.